GCCCUCGCCCUCCCCCAAUUCCCCCAACCACCCUCCGUGCGCGUGUGAGUGGGGUGAAUAACAUAAAACAGACGGCAGAGCGCAUAACAGCGAACGGCAAAAGCAUAAAAUAAACAAUUCCAUUUCGGGCUGGUCAGCUGGGAGGAAGUUCUGUUCUGGCCCCCGCGCUGCUGGUGGUGGCGAGUGGUGCGGCGGUGGUGGUGGCUGACUGUGGAGUGGGUGUGGGAUGUGCGUGCCCAGACAAAGCCGCAGCGCUUAGAGUCUAUUAUCUAUCCGGCAAGUGCUGACGCGUUGCGACCGCCCGAGGCCGAUCGCCGAAUCUGUGAACUCCAACGGAUCUCUAGCAUCGAAAUGUGCUACGUUAUCAUCACCAGCGCCAGUCUGGCGUGGUUCCUUUGCUCCUUGGUGGCGAAUAUGCUUUUCGCAGUGGCCCUGGUCACGCCCAAGUGGCUGGUGGGCCCCACCCAAAGCCUCAAUUCCAGCACCAGCCCGCAUCGCCAAUCCUCGGUGGGCAUUUACACGCGCUGCAAGGUGAUGCAAGACGGAGGGUUCCACUGCGGCCGCUUCGACCUGGACGGACUGGCCACGGAUAGCAGCGUUUAUCCCCCGGAAUGGAAGGCGGCCAUGUUCUUCGUCUCUCUGGGAUUCAGCCUGAUGUCGGUAACUGUGCUGCUAACCCUGCUCACCUGCUGCCGCCAGUCGGCCUUUGGCAAGAGCAUCCACAACAUGACGGCCUGCGCCCAGGUGGUGGCAGGAAUAAGUGUGAUGCUAGCUCUGUUCCUGCAUCCGAUGGGCUGGGGCGCUGGCCGAGUUCAACGUCUGUGCGGUCCUGAUGCGGAACCCUUCUACCCCGCCGACUGCAGCAUAGGAAUCUCUUUUUUCUGCGGAAGCAUAGGAGUAAUCCUGACCUUCUUCGCCGCAGGCAUUAGCCUCAAGGCGGAAACUUCCAAUAUGCGCUCCCACGUCCGCCGACGCGUGGAGACGGGCAGCAAACUGGUCUGCAUUCCAUAGCUGCCUCCGGACUCAAUAAACACAAUCUCCGACUUAGAGCGAGCAUACUUAACUUCAUUCUUGAAUUAACUUUAACAUUAGCAUAAAUAAACGUCUAACUUUUCUACACUAUGGAU
This is a messenger RNA of Drosophila biarmipes, 1127 nucleotides long. Its product is annotated as LHFPL tetraspan subfamily member 2 protein. The transcript is spliced from 3 exons. Gene Ontology annotation, cellular component: membrane. The record is from RefSeq and is a predicted model, not a curated record. Bases 352 to 1011 code for a protein of 219 amino acids. Lineage: Eukaryota; Metazoa; Arthropoda; Insecta; Diptera; Drosophilidae.